AAAAGUGUGUUGAAAGAGGACCUCAAGGGCCCUGAAGUGUGCAAAGACCCCGUGUUACUCACCACCCACUCCAUGGGGACCAACAUCUACAAGGAAGGGCCCGAGGUGGCGCUGAAGCCUGACUGGGAGUAUCCCGAAUGUUAGUAGAAGCUGGAGAAGGAAGAAGGUGGGCUUUCUGGGGAGGAGCAGCAGAAGCCACUGCUGGUGGCAGGAACAGCUCUCUCUCUCCAGGUCCAAGAACCUGCCUCCUGCCAGCCUCCUCAUGGAGAAACCCGGGUGCAACUCCCCGCACAGCAGCAAAGAAAUCCAGCCUCUCCAUUACCUGAGCAGAGAUGAAGCAGGCGCCAUUGAGAGAGAGCUCCUGGAGGAAUUCCGGUUUGGACCCCAGCAGCUGAUUGAAAUCUGGGGUCACUCGUGCGCCAUGGCCGUUACCAAGGUUUUCCCUCUGAGAUCUCUGCCAAAGAAGCAGCCGACGCUGCUGGUGAUUUGUGGCUGUGAACAGAAUGGGGCCAUUGGUCUGGCAUGCGCCCGGCAUCUGCGUGUGUUUGAAUACGAACCAACAAUCUUCUACCCAAAGAGGUCCCCAAAUCCCCUCUAUCGCGACUUCACCACACAAUGUGAGAAAAUGGAUAUUCCUUUCCUCUCCUAUCUGCCGGCAGAGGUCCAGCUCAUCAGUGAUGCCUACAACCUAGUGAUUGACGCAAUGCUAGGCGUGGAAUCGAACCUCGGUGAUCUGGCGGAGACUUACGUCAGCAUCCUGUCUACCCUCAAGCAAAUCCGGAUCCCGCUUGUCAGCCUUGACAUCCCCUCUGGAUGGGAUGUGGAGACUGGCACCAGUGAUGGUAUUAGCCCAGAUGUCCUCGUCUCAUUGGCUGCCCCUAAGCAAUGUGCCACACGCUUCAUGGGGAAGCACCAUUUGGUCGCUGGCCGCUUUCUUCCUUAUGACGUGCAGAAGAAAUUCGAACUCAAUUUGCCAGAGUACCCUGGCACGGAAUGUGUGGUUGCUCUUUAAGGGUCUGGAGAUGUCGGUGGCACGUCAAGUGAGCCUUCCGGGUUUUUCUGGCCACCAAAAGAACCCCUUGCUUGCAUAUCUGGAAUGGUGACACAGAGAGAACUCCCCCAGUAUUAUUUACAAUCUCACUUUCUAGAAUUUGGUAUAUCUGACAGCUGGGUGAUUGUUAAAAUCUUGCUUUAUAUGUUGUAUGCAAAGAUACCUGGUUCAUCAUAAUCUGCCCCACUUCCCCUUCAAGAGGCCUUUGGUUUUAAAAUAAAUUAUGAGAUUCAUCUAUAAAUGCAUUUCAAAAUAACUUUUAUGAUUCCCAUUAAAAUGUCCACCAAUAUUUUAUAUUUUGCAGAAA
Hemicordylus capensis (graceful crag lizard) is the source of this 1358-nucleotide messenger RNA. It is a transcript of the gene YJEFN3, whose product is annotated as YjeF N-terminal domain containing 3. The record is from RefSeq and is a predicted model, not a curated record. Gene Ontology annotation, cellular component: mitochondrion. Lineage: Eukaryota; Metazoa; Chordata; Lepidosauria; Squamata; Cordylidae. Bases 263 to 1012 code for a protein of 249 amino acids. The transcript has 7 exons. Gene Ontology annotation, molecular function: NAD(P)HX epimerase activity.